AUGGGAACGGACUCAGAUGUCUGCAUGGUGCUGGAGGUGCUGGGGCACCAGCUGUUGAAAUGGAUCAUUAAAUCCAACUACCAGGGCCUGCCCCUGCCCUGCGUGAAGAGCAUCUUGCGCCAGGUGCUGCAGGGCCUGGAUUACCUCCACACCAAGUGCAAGAUCAUCCACACGGACAUCAAGCCGGAGAAUGUGCUGCUGUGUGUGGGCGAGGGCUACGUCCGGCGCCUGGCGGCCGAGGCCACCCGCUGGCAGCAGCUGGGCGGGGCACCCCCCUCCGCCUCCGCUGUGAGCUCGGCCCCCCAGGGGAUGGAGGUAAGUUCUGCGUGGGGGCGUUGGACGCCCUCGCACACCCACUGCCUCACGCACCUGCCUGGGCACCUGCUCACUCUCUCUUCCCCAGUGGGCACACGUGUGUCUGCCUGGUUCCUUCCUGGCACAGCCCUUUGCAUGCUCGGGUCCUUCCCCGCCCGCCCGGCACGGCCCUUCGCACGCUCGGGUCCUUCCCCGCCCGCCCGGCACGGCCCUUCGCACGCUGCUCCGCUCACACACUUGGGCUGCUGGUCACACUGCACCGGGUGCUGGCUUUGUCCCCAUCUUCUGCCUGCGGUUCCUUGCGAGAUCUGCCGGAGCCGGUUAUGCGGCUCCCCCAUCAGCACCCCCACCAUCUGGAGCACGGCCUGCAUGGCUUUUGAGCUGGCGACAGGCGACUACCUCUUCGAGCCGCACUCGGGGGACGAGUACAGCAGGGACGAAGAUCACAUUGCCCACAUGGUGGAGCUGCUCGGCGAGAUCCCCCCCCACUUUGCGCUCUCGGGGCGCUACUCACGGGAAUACUUCACCCGCCGAGGUGAGCUGCGGCACAUCCCCAACCUGCGGCCCUGGGCGCUGAGCUCGGUGCUGCUGGAGAAAUAUGAGUGGCCCCGGGAGCAGGCGGCGGCGUUCGCCCAGUUCCUGCUGCCCAUGCUGGAGUUCCUGCCUGAGCAGCGCCCCACGGCCGCCCAGUGCCUGGAGCACCCCUGGCUGGGCCCCUAGGGGCCCCGGCGUCCGGCCACCCAGCGCCUGCAGCACCCCUGGC
Chelonoidis abingdonii (Abingdon island giant tortoise) is the source of this 1078-nucleotide messenger RNA. NCBI's taxonomy places the organism in Eukaryota, Metazoa, Chordata, Testudines, Testudinidae. The record is from RefSeq and is a predicted model, not a curated record.